AAAAAAAAACUCCUCAGUCCUCCCUUCUUUCUUCUUGUACGUUCAUAGAGAGAGAACAAACUUGGUGAAUUAUCUUUAGUUUCCAUGUAAUCUCUUUAUUAAUCAAGCCAAAACGCAGUGCUCUCUAAUGGAAGGUACACUGAACAUUUUGCCUCUAAAACGCGCAGGUUCAAAUGAGUCGCAUGUAAAGGGAAAUAAAAGGAUGAAAGAGACGAAGGAAAAAGUAACUGAUUACGCCAAGCCAUUUGCAAUUCGUGGUUUACUGGAGCGGUUAGAUAGUGGGAGAUAUGGAAGUGUUACGGACGAUAUCCGAUCACUUUUUUACCGGAGAGCUCAAUUGAUACAUCCGUGUUUGGCUAUGCAUCCUACGCUGUCGAAUGAGCCACGUGGUCGAGGGAUGAGUUUCGGUGAGGAAAAGUGUAAUGUGAUUGAUUUGGAUGAUGAUGAGAUUGAGGGUGGUGGUGAUUCUGUUGGAAAUGUCGCUGUGGGGAGAACGCCGGUUGUGGUUAUUGACUCGGACGAUGAUGAGAGUAAUGAGAAUAGGAUGGCUGGGCAUUUUCAGGGGAUUGUUUUGCCUAAGCUCGAGGGGCAAUUUUCCACUGACGUUAUGGUUAGUGACAAUGUUGGUAGAAGAAUUCAAGGAGAAGUAGCGAGCCUUACUGGUGAACCUGACUCCAAGAAAGAUAAAGGUGUUUAUGUUGGUGUAGAGAACGAUGAAGUUGACACGGAGAUCAAAGAUGAUAGUCUUCAGGUUAGUGACAAUGUUGGUAGAAGAAUUCAAGGAGAAGUAGCGAGCCUUACCGGUGAACCUGACUCCAAGAAAGAUAAAGGUGUUUAUGUUGGUGUAGAGGACGAUGAAGUUGACGCAGGGAUCAAAGAUGAUGGUCUUCAGGUUAGUGACAAUGUUGGUAGAAGAAUUCAAGGAGAAGUAGCGAGCCUUUCUGGUGAACCUGACUCCAAGAAAGAUAAAGGUGUUUAUGUUGGUGUAGAGGAUGAUGAAGUUGACGCGGAGAUCAAAGAUGAUGGUCUUCAGGUUAGUGACAAUGUUGGUAGAAGAAUUCAAGGAGAAGUAGCGAGCCUUACUGGUGAACCUGAAUCCAAGAAAGAUAACGGUGUUUAUGUUGUUGUAGAGGACGAUGAAGUUGACGCGGAGAUCAAAGAUGAUGGUCUUCAGGUUAGUGACAAUGUUGGUAGAAGAAUUCAAGGAGAAGUAGCAAGCCUUGCUGGUGAACCUGACUCCAAGAAAGAUAAAGGUGUUUAUGUUGGUGUAGAGGACGAUGAAGUUGACACGGAGAUCAAAGAUGAUGGUCUUCAGGUUAGUGACAAUGUUGGUAGAAGAAUUCAAGGAGAAGUAGCGAGCCUUACUGGUGAACCUGACUCCAAGAAAGAUAAAGGUGUUUAUGUUGGUGUAGAGGACGAUGAAGUUGACACGGAGAUCAAAGAUGAUGGUCUAGGAGAUAUCUGGAAAGAAAUGUCAUUUGCAUUGGAAUGUUCCAAGGAUGUUGUUGAAAAUUCUCCAUCUGAUGAAAACAUGGAAGAAGAUGAAGAUUACUGUGAUCACUCUUUUGUCUUGAAGGAUGAUAUUGGUUAUGUUUGUCGCAUAUGUGGGGUUAUUGAGAGAGCAAUUGAUACUAUAAUUGAAAUCCAGUUUAAUAAGGUCAAAAGGAAUACAAGGACUUACAUCUCUGAAUCCCGGAAUGCCAAGGACAGAGAUUCAAAUGGGACGGUUGGAGCUGACUUGUUUGAAGAAGAUUUGAUGGUAACUGACAUCCCUGCUCAUCCAAGGCACAUGAAGCAAAUGAAACCUCAUCAAGUGGAGGGUUUCAAUUUUCUUCGCAAUAAUUUGGUGGCAGAUAAUCCAGGGGGGUGCAUCCUGGCUCAUGCUCCGGGAUCUGGUAAGACAUUUAUGAUAAUCAGUUUUAUGCAAAGUUUCCUAGCCAAAUAUCCACAUGCAAAACCGCUAGUGGUGCUUCCAAAAGGAAUAUUACCUACAUGGAAAAGGGAGUUUCAGAUAUGGCAAAUCGAGGAUAUUCCACUGUAUGAUUUCUACUCUGUUAAAGCAGAUAGUAGGCAGCAACAAUUGGAGGUCUUGAAACAGUGGGUGGAGCAGAAGAGUAUACUUUUCUUAGGGUACAAACAGUUCUCCUCUAUUGUAUGUGAUGAUGGGAAGAACCAAGUGUCAGUUACUUGCCAGGAGAUAUUGCUAAGAAGACCUUCAAUUCUAAUUUUGGAUGAAGGCCAUACUCCGAGGAAUGAGAAUACAGACGUGUUACAAUCUCUAGCCAAAGUGCAGACACCUCGUAAAGUUGUGCUGUCUGGAACCCUCUACCAAAAUCAUGUCAAGGAGGUGUUCAAUGUAUUGAAUCUAGUUCGUCCGAAGUUCUUGAGGAUGGAUACCCCCCGAGCUAUUGUCAAGCGCAUCUUGAGUAAAGUAAACAUUCCAGGUGCAAGGAAGCAAUUCAAAGCAGGUGUAGAUGCAGCUUUCUAUGACUUGGUAGAGCAAACCAUACAGAAAGACCAAGAUUUCAAAAGGAAGGUGACUGUUAUACGAGAUCUGCGUGAGAUGACUAGCAAGGUUCUUCAUUAUUAUAAAGGAGAUUUCUUGGAUGAGCUUCCAGGGCUGGUUGAUUUCACUUUGAUGCUGAACCUCAGUUCCAGACAGAAGCACGAGGUGAAAAAGUUGAAGAAGUUGGCAAUGAAGUUCAAGAGAAGUUCUGUUGGGAGUGCUGUUUAUCUACACCCAAAGUUGAACUCCUUCUCCAAGAACUCUGCCAUAACUGAUGAUAUGAUGGAUAACUUGCUAGAGACAGUAGAUGUGAGAGAUGGAGUCAAGGCGAAAUUCUUUCUCUAUAUAUUAAGCUUAUGCGAGUCAGCUGGGGAGAAGCUCCUGGUUUUCAGCCAGUACCUCACACCGUUGAAGUUUUUAGAAAGACUUGUGAUGAAAGUAAAGGGCUGGAUUUUAGGAAAAGAAAUCUUUUUGAUCUCUGGUGAGUCAAGUUCUGAUCAUCGGGAGUGUUCCAUGGAGCGUUUCAACAACUCCACGGAUGCUAAAGUAUUCUUUGGGUCCAUUAAGGCAUGUGGAGAAGGGAUAUCACUGGUGGGAGCAUCUCGGAUAAUUAUCUUAGAUGUUCACCUUAAUCCUUCAGUAACUCGCCAGGCGAUAGGACGUGCAUUCCGACCUGGGCAAACAAAGAAAGUGUAUGCAUAUAGGUUGGUCGCUGCUGAUUCACCUGAAGAGGAAGAUCAUACCACUUGCUUCAGGAAGGAAGCAAUCGCAAAAAUGUGGUUUGAAUGGAAUGAAUACUGUGGUUACCAGGAUUUUGAGGUGGGGACUGUUGAGUUGGAUGACAGUGGAGAUCGCUUCUUGGAAAGUCCGCUGGCGAGGGAAGAUGUAAGGGUUUUGUAUAAAAGGUAGGACCUGGCGAUGAUAGGGUUGAAGCACUGGAGUAGGUGGAGAUAAAUUAUUACUUCUGACUCAGAAACUGUACAUACUUUCCUGGUCCAUGGUCUUAAAGCAAUGCAGACAGAUAUCUUAGAAGUUGAAAGCAAGAUUGAAAAAUAGAUGCAAAGUUAUCAUUUCUGGGCUGUUUAUUCCCAGCUUGUUUCACUUGUCUUUAGGUGGACGAACUUACUGCGCGCACCUCCAGAAUUUUAGCCUUUGUAAAUAUUCAUCAUUUUUUUUCGUAGUUUUUCUGUUAAGUGAUUGUAAUCAGCUGAAGUAUAGGAUGCAUGUCUUUGUGCUUGUAGCAUUCAAAGGUUUUGCGCUCUUAAUCAGCUUUGUGACUGAUGACUGUACAGGGAAUCAUGGGGACGAGACAGGAUGACAAAUACGAAUUUCUUGGUCUUUAAUUA
Populus nigra (black poplar) is the source of this 3852-nucleotide messenger RNA. Its product is annotated as protein CHROMATIN REMODELING 35-like. The record is from RefSeq and is a predicted model, not a curated record. NCBI's taxonomy places the organism in Eukaryota, Viridiplantae, Streptophyta, Magnoliopsida, Malpighiales, Salicaceae. The transcript has 7 exons. Gene Ontology annotation, biological process: gene silencing by siRNA-directed DNA methylation. Gene Ontology annotation, molecular function: ATP-dependent chromatin remodeler activity; ATP binding. Bases 128 to 3415 code for a protein of 1095 amino acids.